GAGAAUAACAGGAAGUGGUUUUGAAAUCUAACUUAUUCUCAGAGGAGACCCGCUGUGGGAGAUAAAAAGGAAAGAGCAUCCAGAGAACAAACAUUGUGCUGAUGUUGUUCUUGAGUGCUUCAUAAGAGGUCUGGGCUAGGCAGAGUCUCAUUUCUGUUUGAGGGUCAUCACAUGUCUCUGGAACGGAAGUUUAUUUCUUUUAUUUUAUUCAAAGAAAUCUCAACUUUGUGUUUCAGAAAAAUGGCAGAUAACUCCUCCAUAGUUGGUGGUUUUGCACCACGUUAUCCCACCUAUCGACUGAUUAUUAUCCAGAUCCUGGUGACCAUUUUUCUUUGCAUCAACAUGUUGCUCAUUGGGACUUUUUUUAAAACAGAGUCUUUUCACACGAGUGCUCGCUACCUUUUGUUUGCUCUGAUGCUGAUGUCAGACAGCUUUUUGCUUUUCAUGUCUGACAUUAUGGUUGUUUGUACAUCUCUUGGGUUCACAAUGCAGGUUUUCGUUUGUGUUAUAUUUUCUACUACUGUGCUUCUGUACAAUAUGGUUACACCAAUUACUCUUGUAGCAAUGACCCUAGAGCGAUACGCGGCGAUCUGCAUGCCCCUGCGUCACGCAGAGCUGUGCUCCACUCGCAGCACGGUGCACUGCAUCCUCAUCAUUCACGGAAUCAGCUCUGUUCCCUGCAUCAUCAUCCUCUCUGUGUUUUUUGCCUCAGCUUCUUUAAGUAUUUACAAGCAAAACAUGGUAUGUACAGUAAAUGUAUUUAUAUUAUACACAUGGCACAACCAUCUUAGAUCAGCUGUGAGUCAAUUUUUCUUCCUGAUGAUGUGCAUUGUCAUCUGUUUCUCCUAUUAUAAAAUAAUGAAGGUUGCCAACGCCGCAUCCGGAGAGAGUAAAAAAUCAACAUUAAGAGGCCUCAAAACUGUCAUUCUUCACGCUUUCCAGCUGUUGUUGUGUCUCAUCCAGCUUUGGUGUCCCUUCAUAGAAGCUGCUACACUCGAGAUUGAUUUAAAUCUUUUUGCCAGUGUCAGAUACGCUAAUUAUGUCAUUUUUUUUCUGGCUUCCCGAUGUUUGAGUCCUCUCAUUUAUGGGCUCAGGGAUGAGACUUUUUUUCUUGCUCUGAAAAAGUUUUACCGAUCAUAAACGGAUUAAAAAAUUCAUUGUUUUCAUUUAUUUAUUUUUUUUAACCUGCAUGUAUGUGUUUACUACA
This is a messenger RNA of Oryzias melastigma (Indian medaka), 1207 nucleotides long. Its product is annotated as odorant receptor 131-2-like. Gene Ontology annotation, cellular component: membrane. The transcript has a single exon. The record is from RefSeq and is a predicted model, not a curated record. Gene Ontology annotation, molecular function: G protein-coupled receptor activity. Gene Ontology annotation, biological process: G protein-coupled receptor signaling pathway. The coding region runs from base 172 to 1140 and encodes 322 amino acids. Lineage: Eukaryota; Metazoa; Chordata; Actinopteri; Beloniformes; Adrianichthyidae.